AUGGCGGAAGUGAAAGAAGUGAAAGCUUUGACGUGCGGAGUGAUCACGACGGUUCUUUUAAGUUCCGCUGUUUUUGCAUUUGUGAAGGACCUCGAUGACACAUUCAAAGACAACAGAAUGGACGAUGUCUGGCUGGUGGAUUUUUAUGCUCCCUGGUGUGGAUACUGUAAGAAGCUGGAACCAGUCUGGCAUGAGGUAGGAGCUGAGCUAAAGAACUCUGGAUCACCAGUCCGAGUGGGAAAGAUGGAUGCCACUGCAUACUCUGGCAUGGCUUCUGAGUUUGGAGUACGAGGAUAUCCCACAAUAAAACUACUAAAGGGGGAACUCGCUUAUAAUUAUAAAGGACCCAGGACCAAAGAUGACAUCAUUGAAUUUGCUAACAGAGUGGCUGGGCCCUCUGUGCGGUCACUCCCAAGCAGACAGAUGUUUGAGCAUGUCUUGAAGAGGCACAACGUACUAUUCGUAUACAUAGGGGGAGAGUCACCACUCAAGGAGAAGUACAUAGAUGUGGCUUCUGAACUUAUUGUUUACACCUACUUUUUCUCUGCCUCUGAGGACAUCAUACCUGAGCAGUAUGUGACAUUGUCUGAACUGCCCUCAGUGGUUGUGUUCAAGGACAGGACCUAUUUCACUUAUGAUGAGUAUGAAGAUGGCAGCUUGGCAUCGUGGGUGAACAGGGAACGUUUCCAAAGUUACCUGCAGAUUGACGGCUUCACACUCUAUGAGCUGGGAGAGACUGGUAAAUUGGUAGCAAUCGCUAUCAUUGAUGAAAGGGUUGCAACAGAGGAAAGCUUGAGGUUAAAGAGUCUCAUACAGAGAGUUUCAACUGAGUACAGGGACAACUUUUACAGAGAUUUCCAGUUUGGCCAUAUGGAUGGUAAUGACUACAUCAACAGCCUCAUCAUGGGUGAGGUAGCUGUGCCUUCUGUCAUUGUCCUCAAUACAUCUAACGAGCAGUACUUCCUGCCCAGUGAGCCCAUGGAGAGUAUGGAGCAACUGAUCACCUUCAUCAAGAGUGUCCGGGAUGGCACGGCUCAGGCUUAUGGAGGGGACGGUUUUUCCCAGAGACUCAAACGUGUGGCCUAUGAUGCCAGAUCCACCAUCAUGUCUGUGUUCCGCAGUUCUCCGGUGCUGGCCUGUUUCCUCUUCGGCCUGCCGUUAGGUGUCAUUAGCCUCAUGUGCUAUGGCAUAUGCACAGCUGAGUCAGACGAUGACGCUGAGCUGAUAAAAAGAGAGGGACUGACAGAUGAGGAGGAGGAGGAAGAGGAGGAGGAAGAUGUGAGACAGCAUCUGGCUGCACGGCUCAAGGGCCCAGGAAAGGGCGAUGAAGUAGAAGAAGAACUAGAGGAAAAGCGAGCAGCAGAGGAGAAGAGUGAAGCAGAGAAAAAGCAUGAUUAACACAGGGGAGGUGUGUGGAUGAAAGGGAGGAGGAUUACAGUAAUGCAGACAUUAAUCAUUUAUCUGGUUUCAGAUUUUUAAACCACUCCUGCACUCUGACUUAUUGCUGUAGGGCUUAAAAUGUGAGUUUGGAAAGGUUUUUUUUUUUUUUUUUUUUAGUGAUUUCCUUUUUUUUUUUUUUUUUUUUAAAUUUGUAACUGUUUAUAAGAGUUAUGGAGUCAGGUGAGGAUAUGUAAUAUCAGAGUUGUUGCUCUGAGGAUCAUCUGAAUGGCAAAUUGAUUGUCAUUUCUGCUGGGUGUGAAGAGGGAAAAAAAUCCCUCAUAUUUGGACUAAGAAACUUGAAAUCGUAAUUUUGUCUGUUUUCAUCAGUCAUUCUGUUUUAUAUGCUACACAUCAUCCUGUGUGGCAUUUUAGUCCAGUGCUCAUUUAUCCAUCUAUCCACUGUGCAAAUUGCUCUUGCUUUGGUGCACUUCUUUGGUGUUGAUGAUAGCUAUAUUAGAUGUAGAUAUUAGCGAUGUUUUAACCAUGCUAUAUCUAUGUUAAGCUCCAUGCUGUAAAGCAGGAGUAUGAGAUUUGAACAUAAAAAGACUCAGGGUUCAUGAUAAUAGAGGUUUCAAAUGCAGCAUAAUUUCCCUGCUAGAAAACAAACACAAAGUAAUAAUCUUAAAAAGCUAUAAAGGCAUUACUCAAAAGACAUUUGACAGAUUACAUAAGCAUGCAAUUAUCAUCAGUGUGUGGAACAAACAAUUAAGCAAGAGAUUAAUCAAGAUAUAAAAGGUAUACUGAAUCAACGUUACAUAUGCAGUAAAACAUGCGUACGGGGCCUUUACUCCUAGAUUUGGCCAUCUUCAUGCAAGCAGAAUAUCUUUCAAGCUAGUUUCGAGUUUGGGUUUACAUUUGGUCUAUGCCCACUUGGUGAAUAUAGAAAUAAUAAGGCGCACAUCCAGAAUUUUGCAUCACCAUUGCCAGUAAAUUCCAUUUUUUGCAAGGUAGUAGAAGCAGUUCAAGUUAAUUGCACUUUUCUCAUAUGAAAGGUUAUGUAUGGUUUGGGCAACGUUAAAUGCUUAUAGCUUUUUUUGUGACAUCUAAAAUUUAACAAAGAUGUCAUCACAUAAUAGAACACAACAAGUAAUCAAGAUAGAUUACUAACCCUAACCCUUUCCCGCCUGUGUAUAUCUGUCUUUUCACUGUUGGGUUUGUGGCUUAGAAAUGAACUGAACUAAUGUGGGUUAUACAAAUGCCAACACACUGCAUUAAGAUAAUAUUACCGUACGCACUGAACACACUGGAGAUGUGAUGUCCAGUUACUUUCUGCUAAAGAAAGAUUUUGAUCAAAAGUUACAUCUGCAUGAAUUUCUUUUCUUUUUUCCUUUUCCUUGUUUUGGAUUCAUUUAAAUCCACAUUUAUCAUUAAAGUAGUUCAAGACGGUUCAGAAAAAGAAGUACAUUAUGCUGAUUAAUACAGCAAAGAGAUGGCAGGAUAAAUGUAUUGUGCCACUGAUAUACUUUUCUAAAGUAACUUGAUGAUGGUUAUAAAUAUGAUGGUUAAAAAUAAAAUUAGCAUUUUGAAGGCUGAGGAGUGAUGAAGAGAUGAUUAUCUUGAGAUUUUAUAUAUUACACGCACCACGCACAUCCUGUAUGUACUCAAAAUCUGCUUCAACUAAUCCAAUAGCAAUAAUGUAAUUAGGUAGUUCUUCUUCUUCAGACCACAGUCAGACAACUUGAUCUUAAAAUUCUAAUGAAGAAACAGACUCCCAGGCCUGGACUGUUUCUUGGUGUAUUAUUUAGUAGACAACAUUUUUAAAGCUGAGAAUUAACUGAAGGUGGUUAUAAAUAAUUGUUUGCAAAGCCUACCACCUGAGCUUUCAAGAAAAAUGUAAGCAUCCGUUACAAAAGUAUAUCCCAUUGUGGGCCCUCAAUAUUGUUCUUACUUCGUCUAGUUUAUGCCCACAUUAACGUUUGUACAAGCUUUAUAAAAGGUUUGUCCCUUAUCCCAUUGCUUGGUACAUUACAACAUGUAAAUUUUACAAGUCCCAUACUUAUAAUAAGAAAAUUCCAUGUGGCUAGUUUAUGAACUGCAUGUUUAUGACUUGAAGUUCUCAUUAUGUUCUACUCUUUUUUUUUUUUUUUUAUAGAUUUUUUUUUCUCAUGGUGUUUAUGGGCUUUGCAAAGAAUGAAUUAUUAGUUGGUAUGCAUACUGUCUACUGACAGAAGUCAAAUAAAUGCUGUAAUGGCCAGCAUUGGUCUGUGACACCACACUAUUCCAACUGCAUGAGAUGGUCUCAAAAAGGGAUUCUUUUGUGCAACCCUUAAACAGCUUCUUGUUAUGGAGGUGCAUCUUAUAGAUGAUUUUGUAACUUGCAAUAUAUCUAUUAGCUGACUUGUACAGGUCAACAAGUCUGUCUCUUUAGUUUUCCAGUAUUGAUAGGUCCAUCAUCUACUCUAAUGAAUAUUGGGAAGCUGGUGAUUUGCAUAAGGGCAGCCUGUAUGUUUUUUUUUUUACCUGAUUGAUAGAAAAGUAAAGUGCGGAUGAUGUGAGUUGCUGAAUGUGCCCACUUGUUUGGUUAAUCUCCCCUGUUGCCAGUGAAACACAAUAUGGCAAUAACACUGAUAGUGUGUAAGAUGUGGAAAUGUGCUUUUAUUUAAAAGGUCCAUAAUCAAAAGUUUGGUCAUUUUUAACUAGCUCAUUAUCAUUAAAGAUGUCAUUAAAGAUUAAAGCACCAGG
This is a messenger RNA of Ictalurus punctatus (channel catfish), 4122 nucleotides long. It is a transcript of the gene tmx3b, whose product is annotated as thioredoxin related transmembrane protein 3b. Gene Ontology annotation, biological process: peptidyl-cysteine oxidation. Lineage: Eukaryota; Metazoa; Chordata; Actinopteri; Siluriformes; Ictaluridae. The record is from RefSeq and is a predicted model, not a curated record. Gene Ontology annotation, cellular component: endoplasmic reticulum. The coding region runs from base 1 to 1398 and encodes 465 amino acids. Gene Ontology annotation, molecular function: protein disulfide isomerase activity. The transcript has 16 exons.